AUGAUGCUUCGCUCUUCGCGACAACUUUUGCGCCUUGCUCCGCGCUCGGCGACAGCUCCAGCUGCGGCUCCUUCCACACUUUUCUCCACGGGAGCUUCAUCCGGGGCCCUGAGGAGCUCCAAGAGACCAUCAUUGGCCCUCCAAGCAGCUCGCCUUACUCCCUUGUCUCUCCAAGCACAUUACACAAACUCUCCAUACGACAAGAUCGAUAAGAAAGCCGAGAAGGAGAUCGCCCAAAAGAAGCUCGAAGCACGCCCGGAAGAGGUCUCUACCGAGUCGACUACGAGGCACUUCUGGGAGCCUGCGCCUGCUAAUCCCGAGAAUGACGCGAAUCUCGCGGGAGGUCUGAAGAAAGAAGUGAACAUUGUCCGGGAUACAUUCAACCUCAGCGAGGUUCCGAGGGAGCCCUACGCUCUUGGCCUCGCGGGUACCCUUCCCUACCUUGCGACGUCCCUGAGCACAGUCUACCUCAGCUGGGAUCUCAAUGUCGAAUGGCCAUCAACCUCGGCCUUUGUCAACCACAUUUACAUGAACCAUGAUUCGGCGCAGUACUGGCUGAGCCUGCUGGAGCCCAUUCAGCUCGGAUACGGCGCAGUUAUCAUCUCCUUCUUGGGAGCCGUGCACUGGGGCAUGGAAUACGCCGAGAAGACGCCACACCCCCGCCGAACACGGUUCCGUUAUGGAAUGGGAGUUCUCGCGCCCAUGAUCGCCUGGCCCUCUCUUCUAAUGCCCGUCGAGUACGCUCUCACGUCACAGUUUGCUGCCUUCACCUUCCUCUACCUCGCAGAUACUCGUGCCAAAAACAAGGGCUGGACCCCUCAAUGGUACGGAGUGUACCGCUUCGUCUUGACUGCAAUCGUUGGCGCGUCCAUCUUCGUCAGCUUGGUAGGCCGUAGCAAGAUUGGCAACGCGCAGCCCCACAUCGGCGAAUCCUUGGCCGAGAGUAUGCACAGGGCCAAGGGCGAUCAGUCCCGAGACUGGGAAAAGCUCGAGCAAGAAGAGAAGGAGCGGGUGAGGAAGGAGAAGGAGGAAGCGGAGAGGAAGAAGAAGGCCGAGGAGAAGAAGCGCAAGGAGGAAGAAAAGAAGAGCACCAAGAAGGGCGACUCUAAGGGUAAGGAUAAGAAGGAAGAAAAGGGCACCGACAAGAAGGAAGGCAAGAAGGAGGACAAGGAGGAGGGCAAGGAGGAGGACACGGAGGAGAGCAACGAGGAAGAGAAGCAUGCCGACAAGUCCGAGUCUGAGUCUGGAGCCAAGGACGAAGGCAAGGAGAGCAAGGAGAAGAAGGAGUGA
This is a messenger RNA of Colletotrichum graminicola M1.001, 1290 nucleotides long. RefSeq lists its product as uncharacterized. The transcript is spliced from 3 exons. The coding region runs from base 1 to 1290 and encodes 429 amino acids. The record is from RefSeq and is a predicted model, not a curated record. NCBI's taxonomy places the organism in Eukaryota, Fungi, Ascomycota, Sordariomycetes, Glomerellales, Glomerellaceae.